CUACGUUGUUGUUAAAAACUUCCAAAACGUAAAACUUUGCCAUGAUUGAAUUCAUUGCCAUCUGGCAUCUGAUGUUGCCGCUGUAACAAAUGACAAGGCACCGGGCCAAAAAGGGCCAUGCUAAUCUUCUCUGUAUCGUUCCAAUUUGAACGGAUGUCCCGAAGGACGAUUGUUUCAGAGGAGUUGCACCGACUCAUCAGGAGGCUGAACCCUCAACAACAUGCGGAGUGCCCGUAUCAUGGUUUGCGUCAUUUACUCAUUCACCCUCGUUUACGGCAGACUGUUCCCAAAUGGAACACAGUGGCGGGCUGCAAUAGUGCAAGGUGCUAGAGCACAGUGCAAGGUGCUAGAGCACAGUGCAAGGUGCGACGGGGCAAGCGGACGAAUGACAGGGCAACCAUGCAGUGAAGCACAAGGCAACACCAACAAGCCAACUGAACUGCAAGGUACACAAGCAAAGGACACGGAAGGCACGUCCUGCAGAUGGGAAGCAAGGCAGGGGAGCAGCGUAGCACAAGGCAACACCAACAUAGUGAACACAACAGCUUGCCAAUAACGACCUGUGAAGCAAGCGGGAUGGGCAUCAACUUCAAGGCAGCAGCAGAGCGCAGACUAGCAGUCCACAUGUGACAUAUCCAGCACUGAGCAAAAAGGCACAUGACCUACUCACACAAACGUCCAUCAUCACCGGUAAGGUAGACAGACAUCCCGAAUUGUGCGGCCCCCCUAAGAGUGCUGCAGGGAAUUCAAACGAGGAAUGACUGACUGUUUGCUACUGCUUAAGGGUGCUGAGCUCAGCAAACAAAAGAAUACUUAGAAACAUACAAGAGGAAGACAGCAGUAAAAAAAAGCAGGAAGA
Messenger RNA from Chara braunii, 859 nucleotides. NCBI's taxonomy places the organism in Eukaryota, Viridiplantae, Streptophyta, Charophyceae, Charales, Characeae. The record is from the annotation of a GenBank genome assembly.